Hyaloscypha bicolor E is the source of this 4967-nucleotide messenger RNA. RefSeq lists its product as uncharacterized. Gene Ontology annotation, cellular component: nucleus; chromatin. Bases 30 to 4595 code for a protein of 1521 amino acids. Gene Ontology annotation, biological process: DNA repair; mitotic sister chromatid cohesion. The record is from RefSeq and is a predicted model, not a curated record. The transcript is spliced from 3 exons. NCBI's taxonomy places the organism in Eukaryota, Fungi, Ascomycota, Leotiomycetes, Helotiales, Hyaloscyphaceae.
AGCUCCGCGACUGGCAUUCUCCCUUCCAAAUGGCUCCGCGCCGCGGUGCGGACAUAGAGCCCGAGGAGCCACAACUCGGCGGGUUGGUCUUCAACGAACCUCUAUCAUGGCGCGCAGGCAAGCCCAUUCCCACGGGCGAACUGCUGCGGCGACUCGACACUCUAGCCACCGAGCUUCGUGAGAUGGACCAAGAAGAAACGGACAAGGACUCAUUGACCAACGUCGCGAAGGAACUUGCGGGGCAGAACCUCCUGGGUCACAAGGACAAAGGCGUUCGCGCAUUUACAGCUUGUUGCUUGGUGGAUGUGUUGAAGAUUUGUGCCCCAGAUGCGCCGUUUACUCCAACACAGCUCAAGGACAUCUUUACUCUCUUCAUUACCUCGACAUUACCUGCUCUCUCUGACCCCUCACACGCCUACAAUACACAGCAUAAAUACGUCUUGGUAUCUCUUGCCGAAGUCAAGAGCAUAGUUCUCCUCUGCGAUAUUCCCAAUUCAGAUCCAUUGAUCAUUCAUCUAUUUACCAAUUUCUUCGAUACUAUCUCUGGCUCAUCCAAGUCCUCGACAGGCGAAGAGAUUUCCCGAGAUGUGCAAUACAACAUGACGCAAAUUCUUGUUACAUUAGUCGAUGAAGCCCAGAGUUUGCCCGCAGAAGCCGUGGACGUCAUUGUUGCCCAAUUUCUACGCGCAAGCACCCCAGGAGGUGGCAAGAAGGGAGAAGCGCCGGACGAGAAGCAGUCGACUCUCUUAUUAAAAGAACUCCCAGAAGCAUACAACAUGGCCAAAACAAUCUGCAACGCCUGCCCGGAGAAGAUGGCUCGGUAUAUCAGUCAGUACUUCAACGAUGUGAUAAUGGAUGUUUCUGGCGACGCAACAAAGACGAACGGCCACCGGAGGAAGAGCGAUGUGGCCCCUGACUCCGACGAUGAAGAUGUUCCAUCUGGUCCUACGGAAUCAGAUAUGAUUGAGCUCCGGAAGGCUCACAAGUUAUUGCGGGAAUUGUGGAGAGCUUCAGCCCCUGUGUUACAGAAUGUCAUACCUCAAUUGGAGGCGGAACUGUCUGCGGAGAAUAUUCAGCUUCGGCUUCUAGCUACCGAGACGUUGGGGGAUAUCAUUUCUGGUAUUGGAGCUGCUGGGCCACCCCCUCCUCCGAUUAUGGACCCUGCCGCAUACCCACCUGCCAAGCUCGAUGACAGUUCCCCACCCCCCGCCAACGAAAAUAUCCUUACGACUCCGAGCUCUCCUCAGUCAUUCGCACAAACCCACCCCGGCGUUUACCAGAGCUUUAUGGGAAGAAAGAAUGACAAAUCAUCAGUCAUUCGAGCAGGAUGGACAACCGCCAUCGGUCGAAUUCUGGUUACUUCGGGAGGUGGAAUUGGGCUGAGUUCUCACGAGGAGAGUGCUCUGGUUAAGGGACUUGGAGAGAAAUUGAGCGACGCUGAUGAGAAAGUCAGACUUGCUGCUGUCAAGGCCGUUGGAGAAUUCAGCUUUCGAGAUGUCAUUGCCAAGCUUGCUCCGAACGGAAGCGUGAGCAAGUCUGGAUCGGUGCUGUGCACUUUGGCAGACCGAGCUCGAGACCGCAAACACGCAGUAAGAAUCGAAGGCAUGACCACGCUGGGCAGAAUUUGGGGCGUUGCUGCGGGUGAAAUUGCUGCAGGUAAUGAGGCAGUCAAUGAUGCUCUCGGUGGCAUUCCAACCAAGAUUUUCGAUGCAUUCUAUGCCAAUGAUAAAGACCUCAAUGUUCUUCUGGAUCAUGUCAUGUUUGAGCAGCUCAUUCCUCUGGGCUACCCACCUGCGAAAGCAAAGGGAAAGGCCGCAAAUGGAGAUUCUCAAGUCAAUGGCGACGGACCUUUUGAUGCAGACAAGAUCCGCACUGAGCGUAUUCUGCUUGUUGUGAAGUGCCUCGACGCAAAGUCACGAAAGGCUUUCUUUGCAUUGCAAGGUCGGCAACCGACCUUCUCGAAAGUGCUGGAGCAAUUCCUCAAGCGCUGUGAAGAGUUCAAUGGAGGCGUGAUGGAGGAAGACGCUCAGGGUAUCAAGAACAAGCUCGAUACAUGCGUCAAGUGGUUUGCUGAUCUUCUCCCUGACCCUCUACGGAGCAUUCACGAUUUGCACAAGUACGCCAAACUUCAUGACCGACGAAGUUAUCAACUUCUGCGAUUUAUGAUCGCUCCUGCCAGCGACUUCAACACCGUCUACAAGGCCUUCAAGGAGUUUCAGAAGCGAAUUCAGUCAGCAGCUGGUGCUCCAGCUGGCCUUCUCGAUACAUUUAUUCCCAUCAUUUACCGUUCUGCUCACCUCGUCUACAACAGAAGUCAUCAACCCGUCAUCCUGCAAUAUGCUCGGACCGAUGACAAGGAGUUGGGUGCAACUGCGCAUAUGGUGAUGCAGGAAAUUUCAGACAAGCACCCUCUGAUUUUUGAGGCGAGUGUCAAUGAACUCUGCAAAUCUCUUCAGGAGCAAGCGCCAUCCGAAAAGAAGCCGAACCUGCCGGGGAGCGUGGACACCCUCAAGGCGUUGGCCUCGUUUGCCAAAAGCCCCCAAAACAAGAUUCCCAAAGACCGGAAAUUCGUCUCCACACUCCUCGGUUUCGCGAAGUACGGCACCCCACCAAAGGCGGCUAAAUAUGCCGUUUCCAUCUUGAUGGCGUCUACGGACCGAAAGGAGAUGCAUACGAAGGAUCUGCUCGACUAUGCAACACAGAAUUGGGAAUAUGGUGGCGAUCAUUACUUGACAAAGCUCGCAACAAUCUGUCAAUUGACGUUGCUCGAUCCCAAGACGACCGAGGAUUCGAAUGAUGAGAUUCUCGAUAUUACUACCCAGCAAAUUCUCCUGAGGACACGAACACCAAAAUUCGGUGAAGACGAAGCUUGGCAGUCGGAUGAACAGCUAGACGAGGAGUUACAGGCGAAAUGUUGGGCAUUGAAGACUCUGGUUAAUCGUCUGAGAACCACGACUGACCCUGAGACGGCCAAGAAGCUUGCUAUCCCGGUUUACAAGCUCCUGAACGCGUUGAUUGUCAAGAAUGGCGAAUUGUCUAAGCAGGCCGACACUCCAUCUCACCACAAGUCGCGAUUACGUUUUCUGGCAGCCCAGCAAAUGCUGAAGGUGUGCACGAACAAGAUGUUUGAUGAAUUUGUUUCGCCCGUCGAAUUCAACCGUCUUUCUUUUGUUGCGCAAGACGCUACCCCGGAGGUUCGUCGAGGUUUUAUCGAGAAACUGCAGAAGUAUAUUGUCAAGGGCAAGCUUUCAAAUCGCUUCUUGACUAUCAUAUUCUUGACUGCUUUUGAACCGAUGAACGACUUCCGAACUUCGAUCAUGACCUGGAUCCGUUCUCGCGUCAAGGUUUGCCAUGAUGCCAAGAACAAGGUCUUUGAAUCUGUUUUCCCUCGUCUCAUUCAUCUCCUCGCACAUCAUCCAGAUUAUAGCACGAGCCCUGGGGAGCUUCAGGAUCAUGGCAGAUAUCUUCUCUACUAUAUCACAACUGUUGCUUCGGAAGACAAUCUGGCUUUGAUCUACAAGUAUGCAGAACGAGUCAAGCAAGCACGAGAUGCUCUCUCUGGUUCGGACUCAGAAAAUAUAUACGUGUUGAGUGAUCUUGCCCAAGCACUGAUCAAGAAAUGGGAGGAGAAGAAAGGCUGGAGUAUGCAGACAUGGCCUACCAAGGUUGGGAUGCCUGUGGGUUUGUUUUCCGGAUUGCCAAGUCAUGAAGUCGCACAGGAGAUUGCGGAGAAGAAUUAUCUACCGGAAGAGAUGGAUAACCUUCUUGAUGAUCUGGUCAGAAAUGCAGACAAAAAGAUUCGGCCACCGAAAGCACAAAAACAACCAAAACGCAGCCGCGACGACCAGGAUCCCGACGCCCACCCCGCAAAGAAGGUGAAAUCGGAGCCAAAGCCUAAACCCACGAAGAAGGAGAAGCCCGCCAAGGAACCCAAGACGCCGAAAGCAUUGAAAAAGAAGCAACGCAGCAGCGGCGCGGCCCCGAGCUCGACAGAGCGCAGAACCAGCCGCCGUGGUACGAGUGCGCGCAAGAGCUAUGCGGAUAGAGAUGAUUCCGAAGAUGACGAGGAGAUGUGGGACGGUGUUGCGGAGUGGGAAUACCUUUCCGGGGAGGAGGCUGAGCGGGAGCAGAAGCUCGCUGCUUCCGCCAAGAAGGCUCAAGUUCGGGAUUCCGACGAUGAGGAGGAAGCUUCAUCUCCAGAACGUGAAGCCGAGGCCGAAGAACCUGAAGUGGACGUUGAGCCUGGGCUUGAUCCUGAAGCCACGCCUGAACCUGAGGAGGAGGAUGAGGAGGAAGAAGAAGUCGUUACGCCCCCUCGAUCGAACGGUCGACACGCAAAACCCCGAUCCUCGGCUGCGAAAUCAAGCCCAAAGAAAUCUUCGCCUCGAAAAGCGCCGACCCCGAAGGCGAAAGUGGCUCCUUCAAAGGUUCUGAAGACGAAGGGAAAGAGCCCGCUUGUCAAGGCUAAAGGGAAGACGCCGAUUUCUGCCGCGAAGGAGGUUGCGGCGAAGAAAGGGGCCGCUGCAGCGAAGGGGAAGGGGAAGGGCAAGCAGAGUAAGGUGAAGGAUAUCUUUGACAUGGAUGAGUCGGAAUGAUUUGUCUGUAUCAAGUCGGAGGAGGAAUGAAUGAAUGGAUGGAUUUGUUCGAGUAUGAUUUGGAUGAGGGAGCACUGACUUUGCUGCUUGCUUGCUUGGGAUAUGAUGCCACGCGAUACCAUCUUGCAAUGAGUCUCAUGUGUUUGGACAGCGAAAUGCGUGGAUGGAUAGCAUGGGUGUAUGAAUGAAUGGGAGUGAAACGAUCCAUACAUGCAUACAUACCUCUUUAAUGCGUGAUGCGACGAGGGUUCACGAUGUGAUGAGUGCGAGGAGUCGAGUGGAUGAGGAACGAGGGCUGGGAUGCGAUGUGAUGUACUGUACUUAGCUAGCUGCCGAGCGAAACUCUAAAAAAAAAAUGGAUCUCUGCCCAGC